CCCCUCUCUAUCUCUCUCUCUCUUUUAAAGCAUCAUCAAACUUAUUAGCCAAAACAGCCAUGGACUAUGAAUACAGUGGAGGAGAGUACUGCAGGAAGGGAGACUUGCCAGCGUUUGGAAGCUGGAACUGCAACGACGCCGUUCCAUUCACUCAGUGCUUCGAGACAGCAACAACUCAACAACAACUUCAUUACGCUCCUUACCGUCAAGAUCGCGAUCUUUAUCUCGACGGUGAUCUCUACGACAACCACCACCAUUGUGUUACUCCUGCCGUGAUCCUCCUACCUCGACGCCGGGCUAAGGUGGGCCAGGAGCCAAAGAGAGCAACCUCCAAGGAUCAACACAACUUCAAGAACGACGCGCGUGAGUUAGACGCGGCGACUAACUGUCCAACGCCGGUGGAGAAGCGGAGGAUGGCGGCACCGAAGCCCGUUGACGAAGACUUGUACAAGGUGUCCCCUCAAAUCCUCUCCGUCAAAUCAACAAAGAAGAAAGGAGGUGGGUUUGGGUGCAUUCCAAGGUGUUUUUUGCCAACACGGGUGCUUUGAAGGUUGAAGCAACAGGCGUGAGAGAUCUCAGAUUGUUUCAGAGAACACUUUCUUUUCCCAUUUUUUGGUUAUUAAAUUAUCAUUUAGUGUAAAAAACGUAUGCUUGUGAAAUUAUGUAUGUAUUUUAAAACCAUGCGUGGGAAAAUGAAGAGAUGGAUAAUCUAUUUUAAAUGUAGUAGCUUUGGGAAAAGAGAG
Eruca vesicaria subsp. sativa (arugula) is the source of this 743-nucleotide messenger RNA. Lineage: Eukaryota; Viridiplantae; Streptophyta; Magnoliopsida; Brassicales; Brassicaceae. The record is from the annotation of a GenBank genome assembly.